Messenger RNA from Dicrocoelium dendriticum, 313 nucleotides. The record is from the annotation of a GenBank genome assembly. Lineage: Eukaryota; Metazoa; Platyhelminthes; Trematoda; Plagiorchiida; Dicrocoeliidae.
CACCACUCAACAUCUUUCCUUGUUUGUGUUAUGACAGGAUGCAUUCAGAAGUACAUUUAAAAGUGCAUCGCACUCAGGUGAACAUACACAAUGGACGGGCGAGAUGGAAGAUCACCGAUUGUUGGGAAGGCAACUAAGGCAAACCAAGAGGGAAAUUAUAAAGAUCGCUGAUGAUUGGUUGCGCUUCCUUCGAACCCAACUCCUAUUGACACGAUUCGUAUCUCGACCAAUGUCGCCAGCAAGAAUGCUACAAAUUUCAGUGAGUUUGAUGAGCAAACUGCCAGAAUUUUAUGAUGUGCUCAGCAAAUUAUGA